AUGGCAAUUACAAAAUGUUCAGUUAUUAACAUUUUGUUGUUGUUACUUCUGUUCUAUCAAGAAUGUUCAAGCUGUCAAAAAGCUCUAAAUAAUGGCAACAAGAACUAUGGAUUAAACGAUGAUGAAUUAGGGGCAAUACUAUUCGGGCUUAAUUAUGACUCAAUAGCCAAAAAUAAAGACAAUUUGGAAAAAAGGAAAAAUGUAGAACAUGAAUCCAUAUUCCUUCGUAAUUUUUCCAAUGAAGACACAUCGAAAAACACGCCGAGUGAAAAGGCUCAAAAAGUAAUUGAAACUGAAAGUGCAAAUAGCAACAAAACAGAUGUUGCGACUUCACAGAAGAAUGACACAAGCAAUAAGAACUCGUCCGUUAAAAAUGAACAGGUUGAACUAAAGAAUGAUGAACUGUUACGUACAAAUUUUGAGGACAAAGUAAACAAAAAGGGAGAUAACACAAGCUUUACUAAUAAUCAUGAUUUAACAAAUAGCAGUGGAAAACAAAGUGUAGAAAUUAGGGAAUCCAAAAAUAUAAAUAACUACGUACAAAAAACAGGUGACAUGAAUAUAGAAAAAUCCGAGUCUCUGCAAAAAGAUGUAAACAUUAAAAAUCGUAAUGAAGAAGCUAAUGACGCGAAAAGGUUAGAUAGCGGACAAACAAACAAUGAAAACAGUAAAAUAUCGAAAGACACCAUUGAUAAAGGUAUUGAAUCGAAUGAGCUCACAAAUUUGGCCAAUAACAGGUUAGAUAAAAAAUCUGAAGGGUUAGCUAGAAAACAAAAUGAACUCAAAAGUGCCAAUUUGGAAGAGAAUCAGAAUGCAAAAAAAGACUUAUUAAAGAAUGCCUCCAAAAGAGAACAUGGCAAACAAAUAACUAAUCCUGAAAAUUCCAAUAGUGAUCAGCAUGGUGUGAAAGUUUCACUAAAUAAUGAACAGAUAAAAAAUACAAACACUGAGAGUAUACCCCAUUCUGAAGAUCAUAGUAGCAGGUAUUCAGGAGAACAUUUCGGUACGCACGUUGCGAAUUCCCAACAAGACAUGCUGAAAAAUAUAAAACCAGUGCAAUUCAAUGAAAGCGCAUACGGUAAUUUAAAUCAUGGCUUUCCUGAAUAUGACGAAAAUGAAAUUUUAAACAAAAUAAACAAAAACAAUGAAAAUGUCUUUUCCGAAAAGAUAACUUUAAGAAAAGGUAACAAAGACAGAAACGAAUAUGAAUACUUCAAGUUGAAAAGUAAUGACUUUAAAGUAUUAGGAAUAAUAAAUAAAUAUUCCUCAAGAGGGGGAUUGUCCAUAUCGGUUGACUGCGGAGGGUAUGACGAUUUCGAUGAAGUUCCAGGAAUUUCUAACUUAUUGCAGCAUGCUAUUUUUUAUAAAUCUGAAAAAAGAAACACAACCCUAUUAAGCGAAUUGGGAAAGUAUUCAUCAAAAUAUAACAGCAAUACUAGUGAAUCCUUUACUAGUUACUAUGCAACUGCCCAUUCUGAAGACAUUUACCAUUUGCUUAAUUUAUUUGCACAAAAUUUGUUUUACCCUGUAUUUAAUGAAGAGCAUAUACAAAAUGAAGUUAAAGAAAUUAAUAAUAAAUACAUUUCUAUAGAAAAUAAUCUUGAAUCUUGCCUGAAAAUUGCUAGUCAGUACAUCACAGAUUUUAAGUAUUCGAAGUUUUUCGUCAAUGGAAACUACACCACCUUGUGCGAAAACGUUUUAAAGAAUAGGCUAAGCAUAAAAAACAUUUUGACUGAAUUCCAUAAAAAAUGUUAUCAGCCAAGAAAUAUGUCACUGACAAUACUGCUAGGAAACAAGGUAAAUACUGCAGAUCACUACAACAUGAAAGAUGUUGAAAAUAUGGUUGUCCACAUAUUUGGAAAGAUAAAAAAUGAGAGCUACCCCAUUGAUAGGGAUAUUAUAGAGAAACAAAUUAAUCGUAUGGAAUCAGAAAGGGUACAUUUUAAUGGGAAAAAAGACAGUUACAAUGAUGCAAAUUUCAUCUACAUGCAGAGGCGAAAUGAAAAGGAAGCUGCCUUUGUCCAAUCUAUGAAUGAGCUUCAUUACUCGCUUGAUUUAAACCAGAAUAGCAGGUAUAUUGAAAUCAAAAAAACAGAAGACUGGGGGGAUCAACUUUACCUAUACUGGAGCUCCAGAACUAAUGCUGAGUUGUGUAAAAAAAUUGAAGAGUUUGGAUCAAUGACAUUUUUACGUGAAAUAUUUUCUGAUUUCAGAAGGAACGGAUUUUAUUAUAAAAUAUCUGUGGAAAAUAAAUAUGUCUAUGAUUUGGAAGUUACGAGUAUAUGUAAUAAAUAUUACUUCAAUUUCGGAAUAUUUCUAAAAUUAACACAAAAGGGCAAAAGUAACCUCGCUCAUUUGAUACACAUAUGCAACGUGUUCGUUAACGAAAUAAGCAAAUUAUUUGAUCCUGAUAGUUUAGAUAAAGGUAUAAGUAAAUACCUGCUUGACUAUUACAGGGAGAAGGCAUUGGUCACUGAUUUGAAUUUUAACAGUGAUAAUGUUAAUGUAAGCCUUAACGAUUUAGUAAUUUAUUCGAACAGACUACUGGUUUACGGUGAUGACCCAUCGUCCCUUUUAACCAUUCAUAGUUUAAUUGAAGACAAGCAUAAAAAUGACUUUCGCAAUCACAUUAAAAUAACAAGUUUGGUGGGAUCUCUAAUUAGAAAUGAUAAUUUAAAUAUUAUAAACGUUGUAGAUGCAUUCAGCCUAACAAACCAGAGUCAAAUUCCGAACACUACUAUAACGUAUGCUUUGGGGGAAAAUCCAUAUUUGGUUGGUGAAGGGGGGGUUACAAACGAUGUAAAUAUUGCACUUCCAGAAAUACAAGUUUGCCCUUUCAACAACUUUGACCAUAACAACGUUUUACAUGAAGAACCAUUUUUCUGUGUCCCAUACAGCAAUCGAGAAAACUUUGAAUUUUCAGACACUAAACCAAUGUUUGUGUCUGAGCAAAAUAAGAAUGAGUUCAGAGCUAGCGUUUUGUAUAGCAUGCCUUGUUUGAUUAAAUCAUCCUACGGGUACAAUGUUUAUUUUAAAAAAGGUCUAACAGAUGCUUCAAAAGUGAAAGCAGAUUUCAUUUUUUAUUUCCCUUCUGAAAAGUUUACUUUUUAUGAAGCUAUCUUUUCCCGUAUACACAUUAUAAUUUUGAGGAAAAAAAUAAAACUUUUCCUCACUGAUUAUGCUAGCUGUUCGGUAAAUGUGCAUAUCAAGCAGAACACAGAAUCGUACACUGUACACGUGGACACUAACAGCUAUUAUUUCGCAGAAUUGUUUAGCAAACUAGGGGACCUGUUAUCAGUGACAGAAACUCCCUCCAAAGAAGAAUUUGCCGAUGCUUAUGAUGAGUUAAAUAUGUACGUCAGAAGUAGCAGAAAAUUGGGAGCAGCAAAUUCGUUAAAAAUUAUGCAUUCCCUAUUUAACCAAUAUGAGCCAACGGACAAAGAAAUGGAUGACCUUUUAAGCGCAUACUUUUUUUAUCCCUCAUAUAAGGAUUACACCAAAUAUGUAGUUGAUUUUUUUCAUAGAAAUUAUGUUAGCAUAUUUAUAUAUGGAAAUAUUGCAAUGACGACGGAAAAGGAUAACGAAAAUGCAAGUAGCUACACUAACCAGAAUGCUGACAAUGGGGGUGGACACAGAUCGAGUCUGAUGCUUUACGCCCAGGCGAAUAAUAAAGGCAGUGCUUCACAGUGGGACAAAAGAGAUAACAGUCUACACGCGAAAAAAAAGCUCGGAGAACAGGCGUUUGUAGCAGAUUCCAUUCAAAUAUCUCACAACGGGGUAGGGAUAGAAUACUUAGUUAACCUGUCGGAGUCAUUCAUAAAGAAAGUGACCAAUGGAGUUGUAAGACGAAGCGAGUCCACGUACUACACGAGCAAGUUAGUUCAUAAUGAAGAUGUCGAAAUAAAUAUCCCCCAUAUGUCUCAAAAUGGGAGCAGCUCAAUAAUAGUGUCCUACACAAUUGAAUCAGAAAGUAUGUUAAGCGACGUUUUAAUUAACAUUAUCGUGGAUUUAAUAUCAUCCGACUUUGUUAAAGUUUCUAAACUAAGAUAUAAUGAUGGUUACAUGGUUGAAGUAAAACCAUUCUUCACGCGCAAUGGAUUAAGUGGAUUGCUUUUUGUUAUUGAGAGUUUUGACAAGGAUGUUGAAAAACUGGAGGCACAUAUAUGCACCUUUGUAAAAUAUGUGAUAUUCCAACUGAUGAACAUUGGAAUGUCUGAUAUGGUGAAAAAGCUAGAAUCCAUGAAGGAGUAUUAUAUCAUAAAUAACACCAUAUUUACGUUCGACCAAGAAUAUGCGUCCAUAACGGAUCAGCUAACCUCUGGAAUGGAGUGCUUUGACAAAAAAUACAAAAUUAUAAAAAUAUUCGAUGAAUUAAUUAAUUGCCCCAAAAUAAUUUUGAAUAAAAUGAACGAUAUUUUAAAAAACUCCAAAAAGGCAAUUUUUAAGGAAUAUAAAGAAGUUCAAGAGUCUUCUAGCAAAAGCGACCAAGUUGACAAUGUGAACUCAUACAUGUGCAAUUAUUCCCGCAAGACACCUGCGAAAUUGUCAAGUGUGCAACUGGCAGCGAAUUCUCGGUUGGUUAAGAAAAAGCAACAAAAACAGAGAACUUUGCGCAAUGACACAUUUAGGAUGAGAAAAUUACACAAAAAGGAGAAUUUCAUUAAUGUGUCAAAUUUCGUUGAGAUAAAAAGGAAAGGGUUCUUUCAGUAUGUUAUCGAUUAUUUUAGGAGUAACGUGAACUCGCCCUUGAAUGACAGCAAUUAUCUGGACUUUAAAAGCUGCGACGAAGAAAUGUCCAAAAGCAACUUCCGCAUAUUUGACAAUUUUGCCAAUGACGUAAAUAAAAUAAGGGAGUACUUUCUCCUUAAAUUUUCCAGCGAUAAAGAAAUUAGGGACAAGUGCUCCGUAGAUUAUGAUGAAAUUAGACAGUAUUGCAGUGAACACUAA
This is a messenger RNA of Plasmodium fragile, 4947 nucleotides long. RefSeq lists its product as uncharacterized. The transcript has a single exon. NCBI's taxonomy places the organism in Eukaryota, Apicomplexa, Aconoidasida, Haemosporida, Plasmodiidae. Bases 1 to 4947 code for a protein of 1648 amino acids. The record is from RefSeq and is a predicted model, not a curated record. Gene Ontology annotation, molecular function: metal ion binding.